This is a messenger RNA of Manihot esculenta (cassava), 1012 nucleotides long. RefSeq names its product vesicle transport v-SNARE 12. Gene Ontology annotation, molecular function: SNAP receptor activity; SNARE binding. Lineage: Eukaryota; Viridiplantae; Streptophyta; Magnoliopsida; Malpighiales; Euphorbiaceae. Gene Ontology annotation, cellular component: endoplasmic reticulum membrane; ER to Golgi transport vesicle membrane; late endosome membrane. Gene Ontology annotation, biological process: intracellular protein transport; vesicle fusion; vesicle-mediated transport. The record is from RefSeq and is a predicted model, not a curated record. The transcript is spliced from 5 exons. Bases 190 to 861 code for a protein of 223 amino acids.
AAUUAGUAGAGGCCUAAAGGGCCGUCUUCAGCCUGAAGUCAAAGACCGUGGAGCUGUCCGGAAACUCGUCCAUUUCUAAAGCAUUGACGAUUCCGUCGGUUGGCAUUUUACAUCCGUUCAUUCCCUGGGCGCUCACUUCACUUGAACUUUCUGCUCUAAUCGAGCAUCUUCUCCUCUUGCUCGCCAAUCAUGAGUGAUGUCUUCGAAGGAUACGAGCGCCAGUACUGCGAGCUCUCUGCAAAUCUCUCUCGUAAAUGCAACUCCACUUCUCUUCUUCCCGAUGGAGAGGAGAAGAAGGAAAAUAUCUCCAAGAUAAAAUCUGGACUGGAUGAUUGCGACGUGUUGAUUCGGAAAAUGGACCUUGAGGCGAGAAGUUUGCAGCCGAAUGUGAAGGCUAUGUUGCUUGCUAAAUUAAGGGAGUAUAAGUCUGAUCUGAAUAAUCUGAAAAGGGAGAUUAAGAGAAUAACGUCUGGUAAUGCUGAUCAGGCUGCCCGUGAAGAGCUGUUGGAGGCCGGAAUAGCCGAUGUACACGCGGUUUCUGCAGAUCAGAGAGAAAGAUUGUCUAUGUCAGUAGAGAGACUAAACCAGUCUGGCGACAGGAUUAAGGAGAGUAGGAGAACAAUGCUGGAGACUGAAGAGCUUGGUGUUUCAAUUCUUGAAGAUUUGCAUCAACAGCGCCAGACUCUCCUACAUGCUCAUAAUAAGUUACAUGGAGUAGAUGAUGCCAUUGAUAAGAGUAAAAAAGUGUUGUCGUCUAUGUCAAGAAGAAUAACCAGAAACAAGUGGAUUGUUGGCUCAGUGAUUGCUGCUCUUGUAUUUGCAAUCAUCGUUAUCAUCUCAUUUAAGGUUUCUCAUCACUAACGAACACUUGGAAUUGUUUGGUACCUGCUAUACUUUGUUACUUCCAUGUCUUCUGUAUAUACUGUUACCAGUCGUCCACUGAACAUCUGCAAGUUGCUGUUCAUGCUGUUUCUUCUAAAUCAAAUAUGUCUGCCAUUGUGUUUACUGUCUA